CAGGCUUUUGUUUGGUCUACCAUGUUUGGUAACUGGGCCAACAGCCAGCAGACCUGGGCUCAGAAUCACAUUUACUUUUAAAGAGGAUUUUAAACAUCCAGCAGAUAAUUUGCUGGUGCUUCAAGGACAUUCGAGGGAACCGUCAGCGAUGUGACGAGGGUGUCGUGUGAGAAAUGGAGUCUGUCGUUCAAGGGGUUGAAUCUUGCCAAAGCCACCAGUAUAUCUUUGAGAGGCAGACCCAGGUAAUAACCAGCUGGAUAAAGGCCUUUACUGGCCAGGUUAUCGAGCUACAGUGAUGCAUUUCAAGGGUGACUCUCUCAGCUUUGAGCAGUUCGUGAGUUAUGAAGGUGUGAUACCAUCUCCAUAUACCGUCCCUGUAGGACCGUUAAUUAAAGCUGUGUUUAUGGAGAACGUUCCUGCCGUGUGGCACUAUGCUGAGAUCCAGCUGGACGUCACCCAGAGACAAAGGCCAGUAGUGGGAAUCUGGAGCCAGCAGAAACCUCUGCGUGUGUUUGUGUGGACAAGUUUUGAGAAGAUGUCUCAUUAAUAGCAUGACCUAAGAAGCAGACACUGCAGUGAUGUUCCUCUCAAUACUGAUUGCACACAUAAUUACUGUUUACAGUAGAUUUUCAUGGUGAGUUGGAAUUCUGUCUGUGUGUGUCAGAGAGAGUGUUUCACUUGGGGAAAUUGGAAAAGAGCACAAGUGAAUGUGUAAAUAUUAUGCUGAAGGACUAGAUUUACACGUUAAAUUUUGGUGUGUUUUAUGUCGUUAUAUACGUAUAUUUUAGUGAGUUACAUUAAAUGAAAAAAAUGCAACUAUUAUUACAUAUAGUUGCACUUACAUUUAAAAAAAAAAAAAAAAGAUUGACAGACUAUAAUGCAUUGGAUAUCAACUCUGCAAAAAUGCAUCCGCCUGCAGGGGUCGAUAAAAACCCAGUCGACUCACACCUUGUGAGUCCACCCUGUAAUGUGCCGACCCCCGCCCCCAAAGCAUGAAGAUGGUAAAGCAUCUCUUGUCUGGCAGACUGACAUUGUGGACUCCAUCAGGAUCCAGUCGGUGCAUCACUGGACUGUAACUCUUUAAAAGUGUGGUGCUGCGCUAACGAACGAAUGCACGGCGCGUGGAUUUACCAACCCCCCCGGAUAUUAAAUUAGAGAAGUAAACACGGUAUUCUGGCUAGACACCUGGGAGUUUUGAGGAAUUCCGUACUACGUUCUGGUAACUGUGGAGGAUGGUGUAUCUCUGGUGGAAUUUUGUUAUAUAAAGCGGUCAGUAAGUACAACAUAUAACUUUUCUAACAAAAAACGCACAUUAACUCAACUUAAUUAUUCGAGAGUUUUAUGUAGCCUGAUUAUUAAGAUCUGUAUGUACAUUUGAGGAUUUUUUUGCGUUAGGAACCGCAAUCUCCGUUUCGUGCUGUUUUUAAUCAAUGAGUACCAUUAUUUUGAAACUGUAACCAUUUUGAACGAAUUUCUAUUCGGACUAGUAAACAUGGAUCUGGAUUUUUGUGUGGCUGUAUACGUACUGGCGUUAUCAUUGGGUUUUGGCAUAAAGGAGACCACGUGUCAGCACUUCGAUAUCUUCCGUCCUAUUCCAAGUGACAUCUUACCACCUGUGGUACUCAUAGAACAUCCAGAUCCCAUGCUUGAUCCUAAGAAGAAAGACCUUAAUGAAACCGAACUGCGAAAUUUACUGGGAAGCCACUUCGAUUCACUGUUCAUGUCCACAACUCCGCCGGAAGACAAACACGCAUCUAAUGGCCAAGUGGACAGUCUGGAAGAAGUGCAUCUGCCCAACGGAUCUAUGCCCGCUUUAAUAAAGUCUCUGGAGUUUGACGUUUUGCACGGCAAGAAGCAAAGCAGUAGAAAACUGCAACGAAAGCUGCAGCUUUGGCUCUGGAGUUACGCGUCCUGUCCGGUGGUGUACGCUUGGAACGACCUCGGACGCCGAUUUUGGCCACGUUACGUGAAAGUGGGCAGCUGCCCCCGCGAAAGGUCCUGUUCUGUACCGGAGGGAAUGGUUUGCAAACCGGACAAAAGUACCCAUUUCACGAUACUGAGGUGGAGGUGCCUGCAAAAGAACGUGGGGUUGACGUGCACGUGGAUACCUAUGAAGUAUCCAGUUGUAUUGGAAUGCAAAUGCGCAUGUGCGAGUUGAUUGAAUGCAGAAUACAGCUCAGCGGUGUUACAUGUGUCGCAUAGUUAAGUUUAUACACGUAAUAUAUGAUUUUGUAUUAUGUCACUUUGUCAGGUUAUGGUAAAAUGGAUUGCAGUGUUUGCAGAAACCACACCAAACGCAAACGUAAUAACACCUUUACUACAAAACUAUUUAAUCUUUACUGAAAUUUAUGAUAUGAGACUGUGGGCUGCUUGUUGCUAUUGUUAUUAUUAUUGUUAUUAGUUAUAUAAUUAUAUCAUAUUUUUAUAGGUAUCAGGAAAAAUGAUUAGAACGUUUGAGUAGUUAUAAGUAACGGAUGAUACCUUAUUUUAUUGUUGUGACAAUUGUAAAUAUGCAGAAACAUUAUAACGACUGUAUAAAUGUUAAAUGUGGCUAUUUAUUCCUAAUAUUGUAGCUGUUUUGUACAUCGGUAAAA
Molecule: messenger RNA, 2594 nt
Organism: Paramormyrops kingsleyae
Lineage: Eukaryota; Metazoa; Chordata; Actinopteri; Osteoglossiformes; Mormyridae
Product: noggin-3-like
Biological process (GO): osteoblast differentiation; negative regulation of cell differentiation; dorsal/ventral pattern formation
Source: RefSeq, a predicted model, not a curated record